Messenger RNA from Schistosoma mattheei, 234 nucleotides. NCBI's taxonomy places the organism in Eukaryota, Metazoa, Platyhelminthes, Trematoda, Strigeidida, Schistosomatidae. The record is from the annotation of a GenBank genome assembly.
AUGCGUUACGCAAAUGAAACUAAUAAUUCGGCGCUUCCAGUCGGUGCAAAAUACUCUGAACUGUUUGAAACAAACAGGAUUAAUGGGAUGUGUUUACGUCUGAUGACGGAUGAGUGGCUACUUCGAUUAGGAGUAGUCAAUCAAAACGAUAGGUCAGCUCUUAUGAGUCAUAUAUAUCGGAUGCGUCUUAAGUACGAUUCUUCAGAUUUGUCGGAUAUGCUUAAAAACAACUAA